AUUGAAAAGGCUAAACCUAUAAAAUGUGGAACUUUUGGUGCUACGUCUCUGCAGCAAAGAUACUUAGCUACAGGAGAUUUUGGUGGAAACCUGAACAUAUGGAAUUUAGAAGCUCCUGAAAUACCAGUGUAUUCUGUGAAAGGUCAUAAGGAGAUCAUAAACAGUAUAGAUGGUGUAGGUGGCUUAGGAAUUGGGGAAGGUGCACCAGAAAUUGUGACUGGCAGUCGAGAUGGAACUGUGAAGGUGUGGGACCCAAGACAGAAGGAUACUCCUGUCGCUAACAUGGAACCUGUCCAGGGCGAGAGCAAAAGAGACUGCUGGACAGUAGCGUUUGGCAAUGCUUACAAUCAAGAGGAACGUGUUGUUUGUGCUGGGUAUGACAACGGGGACAUUAAAUUGUUUGACUUGAAAACCAUGUCACUACGAUGGGAGACCAGCAUUAAGAAUGGGGUUUGCAGCGUGGAAUUUGAUAGGAAAGAUGUAAAUAUGAACAAGCUAGUGGCCACAUCACUGGAGGGAAAAUUUCAUGUUUUCGAUAUGAGAACUCAGCAUCCAACCAAAGGUUUUGCUUCUGUUUCAGAGAAGGUGCAAAAAUCUACCAUAUGGCAGGGUCGGCACCUGCCACAGAACAGAGAUAUAUUUAUGACGAGUGGAGGAUCUGGGAGCCUUCAUCUCUGGAAAUACGAGUACCCAGCUCAGCGCUCAAAGAAGGAUUCUGAAGGAGCCGAGAUGGGGGUGGCGGGUUCUGUCAGUCUCUUGCAGAAUGUGACUCUGUCAACGCAGCCCAUUUCCAGCCUCGACUGGAGCCCUGACAAAAAGGGACUGUGUGUUUGUGGUGCCUUUGACCAGACUGUGAGGGUGCUGAUAGUUACGAAGCUUAACAAAGUUUGACAGGAAAACUAGAAUUUCUGGUGAGAAAGCAGUAUAGUUUGCAGUCUGUAAAGAAACAGGAGGGCUCUCCCUCCUGCAUAAUUUAAUUUGUACCUUAUUAAAACUGGAUUAAAGAAAUAGAAAUGAGAUGCCUCUAUUUAAAGUUCCGAUGCACGCAGUUAGAGUUGUUUGACUGAUUGUGCCACAAUGACUUGAAGUUGCCUGGGCACAAAACUUUUACAUUCUAGAAAUGUGAAUUUACAGUUAAAAUAAAAUGUGCCUUUGUGUUAGCACAGCCUAUAAUUUCAGAAAUCACUUUAAAUUGUUUG
Molecule: messenger RNA, 1199 nt
Organism: Apaloderma vittatum (bar-tailed trogon)
Lineage: Eukaryota; Metazoa; Chordata; Aves; Trogoniformes; Trogonidae
Gene: DNAAF10
Product: WD repeat domain 92
Exons: 7
Molecular function (GO): ubiquitin binding
Source: RefSeq, a predicted model, not a curated record